UUUGCCAAUUUUGAAUACAAUAUCAUAUUAUGCAGUGUGAAAUGCGUUGACGUGAGUGUUUUAAAGACUUAUUUGUAUAGCAGAAAACAUGUGCGAGCUGUGUUCAACACCGUUAGAAGAGCAUCAGCGAUGAGCAUAUUUGACAAAAACAUUUUGCCCUACGAAAAGUUGGAAUCAAACUUAAAAAUUGUGAAAGAUAAAAUCGGAAAACCGUUGUCUUUGACUGAAAAAAUUCUAUAUUCACACUUGGAUGACCCGGCUAAACAAGAUAUUGAACGUGGUGUAUCUUACUUAAAACUAAGACCGGACCGUGUGGCAAUGCAAGACGCUACUGCCCAAAUGGCUAUGCUGCAGUUUAUGUCAUCUGGCUUAAAGAGAGUGGCUGUACCAACGACCAUUCAUUGUGACCAUUUAAUUGAAGCUCAAGUUGGUGGAGUAGAAGACUUAAAGAGAGCUAAUAAAGAUAACGAAGAGGUAUUUAAUUAUUUGAAAACAGCUAGCGCCAAGUACGGAGUUGGUUUUUGGCGUCCUGGUUCAGGGAUCAUUCAUCAAAUUAUUCUAGAAAACUAUGCUUUUCCUGGAUUGUUAAUGAUCGGGACUGACUCGCACACGCCUAAUGGUGGUGGACUUGGAGGUUUGUGUAUUGGAGUUGGUGGUGCGGACGCCGUAGACGUGAUGGCUAAUUUUCCGUGGGAAUUGAAGUGUCCAAAAAUUAUUGGAGUCCAUCUGACUGGAAAAAUGAAAGGUUGGACUACACCAAAAGAUGUCAUUCUUAAAGUGGCAGAUAUUUUAACAGUCAAAGGGGGUACAGGUGCUGUAAUUGAAUAUCACGGACCAGGAGUGGAUAAUAUAUCAUGCACAGGCAUGGGCACCAUCUGUAAUAUGGGUGCAGAAAUUGGAGCCACCACUAGUUUGUUCCCAUUCAAUCACCGAAUGGCAGAUUAUUUAAAAGCUACCUCACGUGGUUAUAUUUCGGAAGAAGCUGCGAAGCACAGUAAAUCAUUGUUAACUCCUGACAAAGGCAGUAAUUAUGACCAGUUAAUUGAACUUGAUUUAACAUCGUUGGAACCUCAUGUCAAUGGACCCUUCACGCCUGAUCUCGCUCAUCCUAUUUCAAAACUUGGAGAAAAUGCCAAAAAAAACGAUUGGCCGGUUGAAAUUAAAGUUGGUCUGAUUGGAAGUUGUACAAACUCGAGUUAUGAAGAUAUGGCGAGAUGUGCUACAAUUGCAAAAGAAGCCAUAGCUCAUGGACGUAAAUCAAAAAUUCCAUUCAACGUCACUCCUGGAUCUGAACAAAUCAGGGCAACAAUUGAAAGAGAUGGAAUUGCGCAAACACUGAGAGAUUUUGGAGGUACUGUAUUAGCUAAUGCAUGUGGUCCAUGUAUUGGUCAAUGGGACCGUAAAGAUGUAAAAAAGGGUGAAAAGAAUACCAUUGUGAGCUCUUACAAUAGAAACUUUACUGGGCGAAACGAUGCUAAUCCAGCGACUCAUGCUUUUGUCACGUCUCCAGAGAUGGUAACUGCCUUAGCCAUUGAAGCUCGUUUAGACUUUGAUCCAACAACCGCAACAAUCAAGGGUGCUGAUGGUAAAGAAUUUAAAUUGAGCAAUCCAUUUGGUGACGAACUUCCUCAAAAGGGAUUUGAUGCUGGUCAAGAUACAUACCAAGCUCCGCCUGCUGAUGGAUCAUCUGUAAGUGUGGAUAUAAAUCCAAAAUCCAAUCGUCUUCAACUAUUGGAACCUUUCGAAGCUUGGGACGGCAAAGAUUUAGAAGGCCUUGUUAUACUUAUUAAAGUAAAAGGAAAAUGUACAACUGAUCACAUUUCUGCUGCUGGUCCCUGGUUGAAAUAUCGUGGGCAUUUGGAUAAUAUUUCAAAUAACAUGUUUUUAACUGCAACUAAUUCAGAAAAUAAUGAAAUGAAUAAGGUAAAAAACCAGGAAACAGGAGAAUGGGAUGCAGUACCGAACACGGCUAGAGCGUACAAGGCCAAUUGUUUACCGUGGGUUGUGUUUGGUGAUGAAAACUAUGGCGAGGGAAGUAGCAGAGAGCAUGCCGCUUUAGAACCACGACAUUUGGGAGGACGUGCAGUUAUUGUCAAAUCUUUUGCCAGGAUACAUGAAACAAAUUUGAAAAAGCAAGGAUUAUUAGCCUUGACCUUUGCUGACGCUAAGGAUUAUGAUAAAGUUCAACCAAGUGAUAGAGUUUCUAUAGUCGAACUUGACCAGUUCGCUCCUGGCAAGGUAAAAUAAUAAUUGCUAGUUUAUAAUUUUUGCCUACUUCACCUUAGUUUAUAAAUUUUAUAAACGUUAUAAGUUGGGAAUAUCCAAUUAAUACGAUUUAUUAUUUCAGCCUUUAAAAUGCAUAUUAUGUCACACUGAUGGAAGUUGUGACGAAAUAUUACUAAAUCAUACAUUCAACGAACAACAAAUUGAAUGGUUUAAGGCCGGUAGUUCAUUGAACAGAAUGAAGCAAUUGGCUGAUUAAUCUGAUUGAUAAUCAACCAAUUAGUAAAAUCACGCAGUUGACGUAAGUAAUUUACGCCUAUUCAAGUUUAAUUAAUAAUUUAAAUAAUUUACUUAGUCAAUUUUCCGGCUUUGAGCAUUAUGCGAUAAAUAAUUGAUAAUUUUUAUAGAUAUAUUGUUGUUUUUUUUUUUUUUUGAGAAACGUUUAAUUUUUUAAGCGUUUGAUUAGUAUUACGAGUUAAUAAAACAGAAAUACUUUAUAUUUUAUUAUUGUAGUAAACACUUGCAAGUUCACAACGCGUAGUCAUUUCGGCAAACAAAAAUUACACAUGUUAUGGCAUUUUAGGCUAUGCUUCGCUCAAUAUGAAUUUCUUUUAAAACAUUUAUUAUGAUUUAACUUUUUUAAAAGCCACACAGUUUAUAAUUCAUAUGCCAAAACUAAAAUAUUUUUCUAAGUAUAUUGAUUUUCGAUACAGAAAAUAGGAAGAUAAGUUUAUGAGUUACGACUUAUAAGUUAUAAGUAUUCAUAAUAGGUACUUAUAAUAUUUUAAAUGCGUAAUAAAAGCUAUCUACUAAUAUAAGCUAUUAUAUUAUAUAUUUUAAAUGCGUAUAACUCAUAAGCUACUCGUCCAAAUUUCGAUUUUUCUGUAUUUUCCCACGAGUAGCUUAUGAGUUAUACGCAUUUAAAAUAUA
Molecule: messenger RNA, 3153 nt
Organism: Myzus persicae (green peach aphid)
Lineage: Eukaryota; Metazoa; Arthropoda; Insecta; Hemiptera; Aphididae
Product: probable aconitate hydratase, mitochondrial
Exons: 13
Biological process (GO): tricarboxylic acid cycle
Cellular component (GO): cytosol; mitochondrion
Molecular function (GO): 4 iron, 4 sulfur cluster binding; aconitate hydratase activity
Source: RefSeq, a predicted model, not a curated record